Nomascus leucogenys (northern white-cheeked gibbon) is the source of this 7253-nucleotide messenger RNA. The record is from RefSeq and is a predicted model, not a curated record. Lineage: Eukaryota; Metazoa; Chordata; Mammalia; Primates; Hylobatidae.
CAUCAGGCCAAACAGAAAUUUUCUCAGGCAAGUUUUAAGAGGCUUGAAGCUCAAGAUAUGCAAAGUCACUUCCACAUUUUUGGGUAUCUUUUCAGCAGCACCCCACUCUACUGGUACCAAUUUACUGUAUUAGUCUGUUUUCAUGCUGCUGAUAAAGGCAUACCCAAGACUGGGUAGAAAAAGAGGUUUAAUUAGACUUACAGUACCACAUGGCUGAGGAUACCUCAGAAUCAUGGUGGGAAGUGAAAGGCACUUCUUACAUGGUGGUGGCAAGAGAAAAUGUGAAAGAAGCAAAAGCGGAACUCCCGAUAAACCCAUCAGUUCUCAUGAGACUUAUUCACUAUCACGAGAAUAGUAUGGGAAAGACCAUGCCCCAUGAUUCAGUUACCUCCCCCUGGGUCCCUCCCACAACACGUGGGAAUUCUGGGAGAUACAAUUCAAGUUGAGCUUUGGGUGGGGACACAGCCAAACCAUAUCACUAUCCUUUGGGAAACAUAAAGUUAGGUUGCCAACUUUAUAGCACUUCCCAGUUUAAAUUGUAGGAGGACAAGUUCCCAUUUCUUUUUUCUUUUUUUUUUUUGAGAUGGAGUCUCACUGUGUCACUCAGGCUGGAGUGCAGUGGCGCGAUCUCAGCUCACUGCAAGCUCCGUCUCCCAGGUUCACACCAUUCUCCUGCCUCAGCCUUCCAAAUAGCUGGGACUACAGGCACCCGCCACCAUGCCUGGCUAAUUUUUUGUAUUUUUAGUAGAGAUGGGGUUUCACUGUGUAAGCCAGGAUGGUCUCGAUCUCCUUGCCUUGUGAUCCACCUGCCUCGGCCUCCCAAAGUGCUGGGAUUACAGGAGUGAGCCACCAGGCCUGGCCGACAGGUUCCCAUUUCUUACUAAAGAGAAGUCUUGGCAAUAACUGAACAAUGUCUCUGGCAGUUUACCCCAGAAGGACAAACCUUGACUUUUACAGGAAGCUGGCCAGGAGUGACAUAGGAGCCAUCUGAUAAGUUGAAGGAAUUGACAUUUCUAGAUCACAGUGGAAAAACUCCCACCACCCACCCAAUGUGGCCUUCACACUGACAUGUUUGUUGUGUUCCUUGUAUCCAAGGAGCCUGUAACUCAGAAUGCAUGUACCUCAUGGAACAUUAAGGAACAGUCUUCAUAAGGGCAUAAGGGCUGCUGUUCUUGUGAUUAAACGCUAUUAAUAUAGUGCCCCAAUGGGGACAGUCUGAGUUACACACUAUUUAGAGUAACUCAAAUUGAUUCCUCAGUUUUUAAUUAAUAACAUAUUGGUGUUUUAAAUAAAGUAUUUUCAGAAGAGUAAAAAGGGCUUUAAUUAAAUCUGAGUCAUUUUAAAGGAAAUACAUGAUCAAAAAAGAGUAAAAAUGUGCCUCAAAAUAGACAUAAGUGGCUUAAAUGAAUGUUAAAACUAUAAAAAUCAAAAUAAUGUAGAAUGCACAUACUAAUUUGGAAACAGGUAAAACAGACAGAUAUAAGGGUUUUAUUUGUAGGGGGAGGGUCUGUAAAGUUAAUUAUGUGAACUUCUGAGUUGUAACUAUGUCUUUUUACAAUCUACUCUCUACUCAGUUUCCUUCUUUGGGGAACAAUGAUUUAGAUAUCCUGAAAAUGUCACAUCAGUAAGUUGAACAAGAAGAACAGGAGCUUUAAGAACAAGAUUCAAGAUGAAACAACACAAGUUUUGAAUAUUUUAUAAGUAGCUAAAGGCAGAAAAAGUUACCAAUUAUCUCAGACUUCCAGAAAGUGAAAAAAAAAAAAAAAAAACUAAAGUCUUAAUUGAAAAGAAGAAGAAAGAAAGACAUGAAGAAAGAGAUAGAGAAUGCGUGUUGAGAAUGGAGACAGCACUGUUGGCCACCCCAGGCCUGUCUUCCUGUUCACCGUGGGCAGCAGAGGGAUGGCUGCUCAGCUGCUGACUGAUGAGGCACUGGAAUCAGUGACGUUCAGGGAUGUGACUGUGGACUUCACCCAGGAGGAGUGGCAGCAGCUGGAGCCUGCCCAGAAGGACCUGUACAGGGAUGUCAUGCUGGAGAACUACAGGAACCUGGUCUCACUGGACUGGGAGACUAGACCUGAAAUGAAAGAGUUGGAUCCAAAGAAUGACAUUUCGGAAGACAAGCCCUCCGUUGUUGGGGUGGCUACGGGGGGACCCAUGAGGAAUGGUGCCAGGGGUCCUGGCUCAGAAAGAGUGUGGGAACCAGGCAGCUGGCCAGAGAGGCCGCGGGGAGAUGCAGGUGCCGAGUGGGAGCCAUUGGGAAUUCCCCAUGGGAACAAACUCCUGGGGGGCUCAGUACCCGGAUGUCAUGAACUGAAGGCAUUUGCCAACCAAAGCUGUGUCCUGGUCCCACCACGGCUGGACCACCCCACAGAAAAGGGGGCCUGUCCACCCAUAAGGCAUGGCAAGAACUUCUCCAGCACUUCAGACCUCAGUAAGCCCCCCAUGUCCUGCGAGGAGAAGAAAACCUAUGACUGCAGCGAGUGUGGCAAGGCCUUUAGCCGAAGCUCGUCCCUGAUAAAGCACCAAAGGAUCCACACGGGAGAAAAGCCGUUUGAGUGCGACACCUGUGGGAAGCACUUCAUCGAGCGCUCGUCCCUCACCAUCCACCAGCGGGUGCACACGGGCGAGAAGCCCUAUGCCUGCGGGGACUGCGGCAAGGCCUUCAGCCAGCGCAUGAACCUCACUGUGCACCAGCGCACGCACACGGGCGAGAAGCCGUAUGUGUGCGACGUGUGUGGGAAGGCCUUCCGGAAGACCUCCUCUCUCACCCAGCACGAGCGCAUCCACACGGGGGAGAAGCCCUACGCGUGCGGGGACUGCGGCAAGGCCUUCAGCCAGAACAUGCACCUCAUCGUGCACCAGCGCACGCACACCGGGGAGAAGCCGUACGUGUGCCCCGAGUGCGGGCGAGCCUUCAGCCAGAACAUGCACCUGACCGAGCACCAGCGCACGCACACCGGGGAGAAGCCGUACGCCUGCAAGGAGUGCGGCAAGGCCUUCAACAAGAGCUCCUCGCUCACCCUGCACCAGAGGAACCACACCGGCGAGAAGCCCUACGUGUGCGGCGAGUGCGGCAAGGCCUUCAGCCAGAGCUCCUACCUCAUCCAGCACCAGCGCUUCCACAUCGGGGUGAAGCCGUUCGAGUGCAGCGAGUGCGGCAAGGCCUUCAGCAAGAACUCCUCGCUCACGCAGCACCAGCGCAUCCACACCGGGGAGAAGCCCUACGAGUGCUACAUCUGCAAGAAGCACUUCACGGGGCGCUCGUCCCUCAUCGUGCACCAGAUCGUGCACACCGGGGAGAAGCCCUACGUGUGCGGCGAGUGCGGCAAGGCCUUCAGCCAGAGCGCCUACCUCAUCGAGCACCAGCGGAUCCACACCGGCGAGAAGCCGUACAGGUGCGGCCAGUGCGGGAAGUCCUUCAUCAAGAACUCCUCCCUCACUGUGCACCAGCGGAUCCACACGGGCGAGAAGCCCUACCGAUGCGGCGAGUGCGGGAAGACCUUCAGCCGGAACACGAACCUGACGCGCCACCUGCGGAUUCACACCUGAGCCCCUCUGUGCAGGGCUCUCCCUGGGGGUGCUCGGGACGGACGCCAGAUGGGUGCGCGCUUUGUCAGCAGUGCUGUGAGAAGUUCUCCCCUGGGGUGGGGACUCGGGGUCAGGGGAGCUCAGGAAUGUGGGGUUGUGGAGGGGCUGGCUGAUCACACAUGCCCCUCCUUACUGAGGCUCAGAAAGCAAGCCCCUCGGUGUCUGACGUAUCUGGGGACACUUCAAGGUUCACUGUAGCUGAGCCGUGGCCGCUGGUAACAGACAUCAGGGUUCCAGACUAGCCCUCUGAGUAACUGUACUACAAGCUUGGACAGGUCAUGCCCGCCUCCACAUCUCUGUUUCUUCAGUGGGAAAGUGGAGCUGGUGGAGGGGAGGGAGGAGACAUCUCCCUCUUUGUCAGAUACACCCUGGAGUCCACAUGCAGCUUGUCACCAUCUGCAUUUUCUCGGUGGGUUGGGAGCUUGAGGGCCUUCCUAUCCCUCCACCCACCAUUUCCCUGCAGUGCGCGCUGGCAGCCACCAAGCUAGGAAGUGGCAGGAGUUUGCCACUUGUUUGUGAGGGGAAAAAAAUUUUUUUUCAGAGUUAGCAAAUAACAGUAACUACUGCUUUGAAUGCCAAAGUUUCUUCGAGUGGUCUGUUACAUUUUUUUAAAAUAAAACUUUUAAUUAAGGGAAACUAUGUUAUUUUAAACAGUCUUCUGUUUUGGCCAGUUGUCUGGUCAAAAUCGGCUUCAGUGAUUGUAGGAGGGGCAAGAGGGAAAAGAAACAGCAGCAGGUUUGAUAUUCAGGAUGAAAUAUGCAUGGAUUCAGUAAGUAUAUACAUCUGAGCACAGACUAUUUUUAUAGUGAUUUUUGCAGCUAAAUGUGAAGGCAACUGUCUUAAGUCCCUUCCUGCUGCUGUAACAGAAGACCUUAGACUGGGCGAUUUAUAAACAAUAGAAUUUGUCACUCAUGGUUCUGGAUGCUGGGAAGUCCAAGAUCAAGGCUCUGGCAGAUUUGGUGUCUGAUGGGGUAUGUUCUUCAUAGGUAGUGCUUGUGUCUUGAUGUGUGUCUUUACGUGGUUGUAAACGGCAGACUUCCUCAGGCCCCUUAUAAGGGUGCUAAUCCCAGUCACAAGGGCCCUGACCUCAUGACCUCGUGACCUCCCAAAGGUCCCCCCUCUUCAUACUGUUACAUUGGGGAUCAAGUUUCUAACUCGUGAAUACGGGGAGGAACCAACAGACCAUAUCAGUAACUUCGAGUGAGUUUCCUAAGGCCGAUUGAAGCUCUGUUUACACAUAAGAGUGUUCCCCAAAGUGCGCUUUCCCUGGGGCCUUUUAGGCCAUCCUUUUUGUUUUGUUAUUUGAUACUACUGGUUGCUAAUGUCCUGGCAUUUCCAGUUGUUCCACGCUCCCUGACAGUGGUAUACACAAAGAAAUAAUACAGAAAAAAAAUUAUAUCGGCAAGCACAUUCUGCAAAUAAGAAAAACAGCCACUCUGGCAUGUAUAAACAAGGUGGACCAUUUUUCAAAUUCUGGCAGUCAAGUGGGCCUCAGGGUGGGUUUGAUUCAGGCUUUCAUCGUUGGAGCCAUAGCUCUGGUUCUCUGUGAUUCUCUGGCUCUCCCCUCAUGAGUUAGCAUCAUCCUUGGGCUGGCUUCCCACGUGGGAUUGUGGUGGUUUCCAGCAGCGAGUCUUGAUCAGACAUUGCUUUAGUUGCAUCUGUUGUGGGAAUAAAUGAGAAUAUGUAUGCACUGCAGAGAAUGGAGUGUUACAACAGUCAGCAAAUAUUAGCUAAAUGUACACAAGAUUUUACUACUCUUUAGUGGCAAAAUGGAGGGGGAAGACCUUCUAAGGCUCUUUGGAGAGAUGAAAUGGCUCAUUUAACCCUCACAAGAUCCUUGAGGUAGGGAUUCAUGUGCAUGUUGUAUAGAUAAGGAAUCUGAGGUUCAGUGAGGCAAGGUAAGCCUCCUGAGGGCACACAGCAUGGAAGUGGAGGGGCCAGGGUGUGAGCUGGGGUCCACCUGGGCUCCGAGGUCCAUGCUCCUUACCUACACUGGACUACUUCUAGAGAUGGACAUAUUGAAUUUCCCAGGACUUGACUCCUGGCCUUGGUUUCCUGGACUCCCCCAUGUGUGAAGCAGAGAUGGGAUCGAGGCCGCACCACCACCAUCCCCCUCUCCCAUCCAGAAAACCGGCCGGCCGCCUCUCAGGUCCCUCCUGUUUCUUUUCCCUGCAGCCCAAGCUGAUGUGGAGGGCAUUGAGGCUCUCUGGGGGGAUGCUGUGGUACCAGGUGGGUCUCACAUCCCUGGUCUCCUGCCUCCUGGGCAAGCUCCCCACUCAGGGCUCCACGUUUCCCUAAGAGGAACCCCGAGGGGGCUGGAAUAAUGGCCACAUUGAUGGAGUCACUUGUCCACCUCUGAGGGGGCGCUCUCAUCACCCCCACUCUACAGUUGGGGAAACAGGCUCACAGAGGUUCAGCCACCUGCCCAAGGUCACACAGCUCCUGGAUUCAAACUCAGUCUGACUCCAGAAGCUGGACUGCAGUCCAUGGCACCACUCCACCCCCCAGUUCUUCAGUCAGGUACUUACUGAAGCCAAAUUAAAUUUACCCCCCUGAAAAUGUGGGUUUGGCAGGGAUCAAGCAGGUCAGGAACCUGCUUUUUAACAAGUCUUCUAUCCCAUACAUCUGUCCAAGGCACUAUUUGGGGUUAUGUGCUGGCCUUCGGGUUCACCCUCAUGGGGCCCUGUGUCCCUGUGUCCCCAGGCCUGACCCAAGCCUGGCCUUGAGGUAGAGGUCGUAGGUGCUGGGUGGGGUCUGAAUGACCUCUUUACUCACUCGGAGUAAAUGCCAAACUCCUCACAAACCCCCAUGUGACGCAGCCUCUCCCAGCUCCCGUCCCGCUCCCCCUCCUCACUCUGCUCCAGCCACACUGGAGCAGUCCCAGCGCUGGCCCAGCCCACUCCCACCGCAGGGGCCUCUCCCUUCCUGGCCUGGCACCCACACUGAGCUUCCUCAGGUCCCUGAUGCUCAGUUUCACGUGUUGGCCUGGCUGGGCUCCAAUGCCCCGCAGUUCCAUCACACAGAGAGUCCCGGUGGUGCUGAGAAGACACUUUAUAGAUGUGGACGCCACCCAUGUCAGCUGACUUUAAGUAAACGAUUAUUAUCUGCAAUGUGGGUGGGCCUCAUCUCAUCAGUUGAAGGCCCUAAGAGCAAAACCAGUUUAUUGGAGAGGAAGAAGCUCUGCCUCAGGAUUACAGUGCCAACUCCAGCCUGAGUUUCCAGCCUACCAGCCUGCCUUAUGGAUUUGGGACUUGCCAGCUCCCACGGUAGCAUGAGCCGGUUAUUUAAAUUAAAUCUAUUUAUAUAUAAAAGUAUACAUAUGCCAUGUGUAUAACAAGAAAUAUGAGGUAUAUAAAAGGAUAUGUAUAAGAUAUAUAUAGGGUAGGGCAUGGUGGCCCACACCUGUAAUCCCAGCAAUUUGGGAGGCCAAGGUGGGAGGAUUGCUUGAGACCAGGAGUGUGAGACCAGCCUGGGCAACAUAGCAAGACCUCAUCUCUACAAAAACGUUAGAAAAAUUAGCCAGGUGUGGUGGCAUGUGCCUGUAGUCCCAGCUACUCAAGAGACGGAGGUGAGAGGAUUGCCCGAGUCCAGGAAUUAGAGGUUGCAGUGAGGUAUGAUCGUGCCAUUGCACUCUAGCCUGGGUGACAGGGGAAGACAUUCUCUCU